AUAAGUUCCUAGAAAUCCAAAACCCAAAUGUAUAAAGUCAACUACUUUGACUUUCACAUCUGAAGACAUAUAAUCCCGUGGAUGAGAAAAGAGUUGAAAAACAAUCAAAAGCUAGCAAAGCGAAGAAAAAGACACAACCUCUGUUCAUCGUCUGUCUCUGUGACACGAGAAAGUUGAAAAAUUCAAAUGAACAUGAUAAUAUUCAUUAAUUAUUUUAUGAGAAGAGUGAUUUCUGGGGAUAUGGUUGUUAGUUGUCAUGGGAAGACGGUAAACGCCAUCGCAAUUGCAUUUAUUCUGUCUGCAGAGUCAAACGAACUAAUUUUAUUAUUUGAUUUUCAGUCCUAUCUCUUGUCUUGUUCUGAGAUCAGAUGUAUAAAAAAGAGACUUCUUUUCUUCUUCUCUCUUGAUUCUCUCUUCCACUGUCAUUAUCCUCAAGAUUUGUCUCUUGUGAGACUCGAUGACGCUUCAUCGAUCUCUUGUGUUCUUUUUCUUGUUCCUCUCAUGUUUCUCUCUUUCUUCAUGGGCUCUUCCUCUCUGUUCCGAUUCAAGAGCUCCCUCGGAGGUGAAUUCGACAUUGAGCUUUUGUCCUUACAAAGGAAAAACAUGCUGCAAUUCAAUGGAAGAUUCCAGUUUGAUGAAGCAAUUUCAAGCUAUGAACAUUUCCGACAAGGGUUGUGCUUCUGUUGUAAAAUCAAUCCUUUGUGCUAAAUGCGAUCCUUUUUCAUCGGAUUUAUUCAGAGAUAACUCAGAUCAGCAGUCUGUUCCAAUCCUCUGCAACUCUACCAGUUCAGCAAAUUCCACAGAGGAUUUUUGCUCUGAGACAUGGGAGACAUGUCAAAACGUUUCCAUAUCGGGUUCUCUUUUCGCUGCCUCAUUGCAAGGCCGAGCUGGAGCCCCAGCAAAUAACAAUGCCUCCAAGCUUGCUGAUGUAUGGCAGUCCAAAACCGAUUUCUGUAGUGCCUUUGGUGGAGCUAGCUCCAAUGAAACUGUUUGCUUCAGCGGUGAGCCAGUUGCUCUUACUGACAAUGACACUACUCCUGACAAGCCGCCUUCUGGUUUAUGCCUUGAGAAAAUCGGGAAUGGUUCUUACCUCAACAUGGUUCCCCACCCUGAUGGCUCCAACCGUGCAUUCUUCUCUACGCAACCUGGAAUAGUAUUCUUGGCUGGUAUACCGGAUCAAGAUUCUGGCGGGGUAUUGGACGUGGAUCCAUCUAGCCCGUUUGUGGAUUUGACUGAUGAGAUUCAUUUUGAUACUGAGUUUGGGAUGAUGGGAAUGGCUUUUCAUCCAAAGUUUGCUCAAAAUGGGCGGUAUUUCGCUUCUUUUAACUGUGAUAAGUCCAAGUGGCCGGGCUGUACUGGAAGGUGCUCAUGUAACUCCGAUGUGAACUGUGAUCCUUCCAAACUAACUCCUGACAGUGGAUCUCAACCUUGCCAAUUCCAAACCGUAAUAGCUGAGUAUACAGCCAAUGGUACCUCAUCAGACCCUUCUAAGGCAAAGAAUGCUAAGCCAACAGAAGUCAGGAGGAUUUUCACAAUGGGACUUCCCUUCACAUCACACCAUGCUGGACAGAUUCUCUUUGGUCCAGAUGGGUAUCUAUACUUUAUGAUGGGAGAUGGAGGUGGAGGCGCAGACCCAUACAAUUUCUCACAGAACAAGAAAUCUUUGCUAGGAAAGAUCAUGAGGCUUGAUGUAGAUAACAUUCCUAGUGCUUCUGAGAUCUCCAAAAUGGGUCUAUGGGGAAACUACUCUAUACCAAAAGACAACCCUUUUCGUGAAGACAAAGAGCUUGAACCUGAAAUAUGGGCUAUUGGAUUGAGAAACCCUUGGAGAUGCAGCUUUGAUUCUUCUAGGCCUUCUUACUUUAUGUGUGCUGAUGUUGGACAGGACACAUAUGAAGAGGUGGAUCUCAUUACCAAAGGAGGAAACUACGGUUGGCGUGUUUACGAAGGCCCGGAUCUUUUCCAGCCGGAGGCAUCCCCCGGAGGAAACACAUCUAUUAAAUCAUUAAACCCAAUAUUUCCUGUGAUGGGUUACAACCACUCUGAAGUUGACUCAAGCGGAAAAUCAGCUUCAAUCACUGGAGGGUACUUUUAUAGAUCUGAGACUGAUCCUUGCAUAGCUGGAAUGUAUGUGUAUGCUGAUCUAUAUGGAAAUGGCGUGUGGGCGGGGAUUGAAACUCCUGCUAAUAGCGGGAACUUUGUGACCAACAGAACAACCUUCAGCUGCGCCGGUGACUCACCCAUGAAAUGCAGCGAUUCUCCGGGAACUUCAGGGUUAUCUCUAGGAUAUGUCUUCUCCUUUGGUGAGGAUAACAACAAAGACAUCUACUUGCUUACAAGCAAUGGUGUCUAUAGAGUGGUUAGGCCGAGCCGUUGCAACUUGACUUGCUCCAAGGAAAACUCCACGGCAGCUAGAAGAAAACCCGGUCCCUCGAGUUCUCCUUCUUCUUCGCCGUCCUCUUGUUAUAAGCAUAUAAAUGGUUUCCAUGGAAGCUUCGUGGUUUUAUUUGUGUCUCUGUCUUUGAUUCUGCUAGGUUUAUUAAACUAGUUUUUCAAAAGUUGUUUCUUCUUGUUUGUGUUGAAAAGUAUGUUGAGGAUGGUUUGAGAGAAUACAUGUAUGAUGAUGAAUGAGACCAAAGAUAUUCUUUCACAAAUAUGUUCAUAACUA
Molecule: messenger RNA, 2668 nt
Organism: Arabidopsis lyrata subsp. lyrata
Lineage: Eukaryota; Viridiplantae; Streptophyta; Magnoliopsida; Brassicales; Brassicaceae
Product: HIPL1 protein
Exons: 7
Coding region: 458-2548 (696 amino acids)
Source: RefSeq, a predicted model, not a curated record